AUGCUACCGUAUGUAGAUCAGAUAUUCGAGCUGCCAGCUCGGCUCACUGGCGCAUCGAUCGAUGAGCUCAAGCUGAUCGGCUCUUUCUUGCUGUCCUACCCUUUGGCAGCUCUCCUCAAACGCAUCCCCGACGCCCAGCCUUGGAAGAAGAAUGUCUUCAUCAUCGGAGUGUCGUUGUUCUACCUCGUGGGACUGUUCGACCUCUGGGAUGGACUACGCACGUUACUCUACAGCGCCGCCGGAACCUACGCGAUCGCAUACUACGUGGACGGAUCCCUGAUGCCCUGGAUUGGCUUCUUGUUCCUGAUGGGCCACAUGUCCGUCAACCACAUCUUCCGUCAGAUGGCCAACGACGGUGCCACGGUGGACAUUACAGGCGCGCAGAUGGUCCUCGUUAUGAAGCUCACCUCGUUCUGUUGGAAUGUGCACGAUGGCCGUCUGGCGCAAGAUAAGCUGUCAGACCCGCAGAAGUACUCCGCCAUCACCAAGUUCCCAGCUAUCGUGGACUACCUGGGCUAUGUGAUGUUCUUCCCCUCCCUCUUCGCGGGCCCAUCCUUCGAAUAUGUGGACUAUCGUCGCUGGAUCGACACAACCCUGUUCGAUGUGCCACCCGGCACGGAUCCAUCCAAGGUCCCCGCCACCCGCAAGAAGCGCAAGAUUCCUCGCAGUGGAACGCCCGCUGCGAAGAAAGCAGCUGUGGGACUCAUCUGGAUUUUGGCUUUCAUCCAGCUAGGCUCAUACUUCACCACUGAUUUCCUGCUAUCCGACUCAUUCUUGCAGUACUCCUUCCUGCGUCGCAUGUUUACUGUGCACAUGGUAGGCUUCACCGCGCGCACCAAAUACUACGGUGUAUGGGCUUUGACCGAGGGUGCAUGCAUUCUGUCCGGUAUGGGAUACAACAGCUUUGAUCCCAAGUCAGGUAAAGUUUUCUGGAACCGACUGGAGAACGUCGAUCCUUGGGGUCUCGAGACAGCCCAGAACUCCCACGCUUAUCUGGGUAGCUGGAACAAGAACACCAACCACUGGCUGCGCAACUAUGUGUACCUCCGUGUGACGCCCAAGGGCAAGAAGCCCGGGUUCCGUGCUAGCAUGGCGACCUUUGCUACCAGUGCGCUCUGGCACGGUUUCUACCCCGGAUACUAUAUGACGUUCAUCCUGGGCUCGUUCAUUCAGACUGUCGCCAAGAACUUCCGUCGCUACGUCCGCCCCUUCUUCCUGACUCCAGAUGGAACCAAGCCCAUGGCGAACAAACGCUACUACGAUAUUCUCAGCUGGCUGGCCACUCAACUGACCCUCUCUUACGCUGUGAUGCCCUUUGUUCUUCUAAGAUUCAACGAGUCUAUCACCGUCUGGAGUCGGGUUCGUUACUACGGUAUCAUCAACUGUGCCGUCUCCCUGGUUGCUUUCGCUUCCUUCUCUCCCCUCAAGGGCUACCUUGUGUCCCGAUUGAAGCGCCGCAACAAGCCCCACCUUGGUCGCACCGCCAGUACCGACUCUGUUCGCCCGCCAGUCCUGGGUCUGCCUAACGACCCAGAACGGGACUUUGAUGAGGCUGUUGCGGAGAUCAAAGCUGAGAUUGAAUCCCGGGGACGCCGUGGCAGUACCGCCACCAUGCCUACCGGUGAAGAUUUGAAAGCUGCCGUGGAGCAAAAGAUUGGACGCAAAUUGUAG
Penicillium salamii is the source of this 1671-nucleotide messenger RNA. NCBI's taxonomy places the organism in Eukaryota, Fungi, Ascomycota, Eurotiomycetes, Eurotiales, Aspergillaceae. The record is from the annotation of a GenBank genome assembly.